Messenger RNA from Nakaseomyces glabratus, 819 nucleotides. RefSeq names its product Pba1p (gene PBA1). The record is from RefSeq and is a predicted model, not a curated record. Gene Ontology annotation, biological process: proteasome assembly. Lineage: Eukaryota; Fungi; Ascomycota; Saccharomycetes; Saccharomycetales; Saccharomycetaceae.
AUGCUAUUUAAACAAUGGAAUGAACUUUCAGAGCCACGUAACCAUUUGGAUGCACCAAACUUAGUCAAUAAUACUGAAUCAUUGCAGUUGUUGCCGCUGCCCGACGUGCAUAUCCCCGAUGAGCUAUUUGAAGGUGGCAAUGUGAAAAGGGUUAUUUUGACUACAAAGACCAUGGAUACUUUCUUUCUGUUAGACAAAACUAUGAAGGUCAAAAAGUUGGCUGAUAUUACCUGUAGUCUGGAAAUACCAAAGAACUUACAAACCCAUGAAGCUACACAUACUUGGGAUUUUGGUGAGAACUUUCCAAAUGAGGUUGAACCAUUACAAGACGAGGAACAAAGGACAUUUAGCUUGCGUUUCCCAAUUUAUUUGCUUGAAGAUCAAACACUGUAUGUAUCAAUCGAUGAGAAUUUUCUGACCGUAUCUCCUAUAUUUACAGCCCAAAUUAGUGAUGUAAUAUCGAAGAAGUUAAAUCGCGGUCACGAAAUUGUAAUAUUAGGAUGUUCAGACCGCAUAGAGGAUACUAAGAUCUGUACAAAUAAUAACUGUUCAUUGGUACCUCCUGAAUUUGUAACUGGAUUUCUAGGAAGUUUAAUGAGUGAUUUAACAAAGACAAAUGACCAAUUGUUCACUGCCGCCAUAUUUCCAAGUGAAGGUCCGCAGGGAUUCGAAAAGUUAUCGUCUACAACUGUUGAUAGUAUAAUUGAUUUCUGCUCUCAAUUGGUUAGUACGGACAAGAGCAGAUAUACAGAGGAAUGCUACAAGAGAUGGAAGCGCAAUGCUAGUUCCAAUGGUGCGCAGUCCGGACUUUACUUAUAA